Cuscuta campestris is the source of this 614-nucleotide messenger RNA. Lineage: Eukaryota; Viridiplantae; Streptophyta; Magnoliopsida; Solanales; Convolvulaceae. The record is from the annotation of a GenBank genome assembly.
AAUAUAUGAAUAUAUACGGAGAAUUUCCUCCACCGCCUUCCUCGCACAAUCGUAGAAAUUGAAAUCGGUAUACAGGAAUCGAAGGAGAAGGAAAGAGGAAGGAUGUUCUUCUUCUUCGCGGGAGCGGUAGAGCAGCAAGUAAAACAGGUGCUCAAGAGCGGCGCCGGAAGGUGCAUAGCCUGCGGAUCCCGCGCCGAUCUCGUCGAUUACGAGAAGGUUCUCAAGCUCUUCUUCGUCCCCGUUCGGAGAUGGCCCGGCGACAAACCAGCCCUGUACUGCGACAACUGCAAGCUCUUCUUCCCCCAAACCCUAGCUCCGCCGCCGCCGCGCUCCAAGCUUCCGGACGCUCUGAGCUGUCGCUCCUGCGGCCGGGAGGCUGAGGCCGAUUUCCGAUUCUGCCCCUACUGCGGCGCCGAGAUGUGAAAUUGGUCUCUCUGUUUAUUAAUUUCAUGAAUCUGCUGCUUAAAGCAUGAGAAACGAUUUGAUCAAAUAUUUGCAUAUGAUCAUAUUAUGCUAUUUCCGUCCCAAAACUAAGGGUGUAUUCAAUUGGGAUUUUAUUGAAUUUUUUUAGAUUUUAAAAAGUUAAUGGAUUUGAAAAAAUUGUAGAAUUCAUG